AUGGAAACAGACACGUUGAAUACGGAUGAAGUACGCCUGACGAGCGCACAGUGUGUUAUGGAAGCCAUUCAAAUGGACCGACCGCUGAUUCUUUUAGAUUCGCGGUCGUCGAUGGAAUUCAACGCAGGUCACAUUCUUAAGGCUAUCAAUGUGGGGGGUGAUAGCGCUUUUAGGAACAAAUUCAUACAGAAUCGCGUCCCCAUGGACAGAUUGUUGCUGAAGUUGCUCGGUUCCCAAGACCUUUCUAGCUGGCAAUCUGUACCAAUCGUGGUGUAUGAUCACAAUUUGGAGGAUAUCAACGAUUUGAAUCCGGAGGAUUUUCUGUAUAGAUUGCUGUGUGAUCUUUUGCGUUCCUUCGUGCCGAUAUAUGUGCUAAAAGGUGGUUUCGUCGGGUUCCAGGAUGAAUGCUCACACUUGUGUUGGAUCGGUCAGGAUCGCGCUUCAUACGAGGACACUUCUUCUCAGUCAGAUCCGACCACGUGCGAAUUGGAACGCUUGUUAGAUGAAUGCUUGCGCGAGGCCGCCGGUUGUCCUUCCUCGACAAUUCAAUCGCAAAUCGAGGCCAGUGGUUUGUCACUGCGUCCGGGUGCCGGUUUACACUCGGAGCUCGAGAGGUCAGUUGUGAAUGUUAGCGACUCUUCUCUUUUUUCAUGA
Molecule: messenger RNA, 654 nt
Organism: Echinostoma caproni
Lineage: Eukaryota; Metazoa; Platyhelminthes; Trematoda; Plagiorchiida; Echinostomatidae
Source: the annotation of a GenBank genome assembly